AUGUCUGAUUGGGUGAAUUCCACCAACCCUGGCGGUGCUGCUGCUGGUGAUGCACCCCCAACAAAGCCGUCGCUAAACGACUUAGAGUCGGCUCAGAGUGGUGUGGCUAACGUUGAGGAAGUUUCAAUCUUGGGGGCGGAGAGCAAUGUUCCAGAGGCAGAUGUACCGUCGCUUUUGCCAUCGAGAAUGAUCCAGGCAAUACCUACAGAGGCAAUGUCAUAUUCUGAAGCUUCACACUCAGGACCUUCGUACACCACCCCAACCCUGAGCGUCCCACACGCAAGCAAUCCUCACCUCGAGGAGCUGAUACAGGGCCUAAUUGAUGAUCCAAUGCCCUAUCCCUCAUUGUAUUGGAUCCCCGAAUUUUCAUGGCAGGACGCCCGCCUGUGUUUUGAUGGUCAGCCACUGGAGCUGCCAGCAACACGCGAUGGCCAGUUCUCGAGAGGUGGCCCUGGCUCAGAGCAUGAAAUUUCGAUAUCUCAGAGGUCCUUUCCCCAUAUAGUAGUGCCCAAUCGCGGACAUGACGGGUUUCGGAUGUCUGAAAUUAUUGGUGUCGGAGGUUUCGUCGGCGCAAACGAACACCAGGGUGAAAGAAACUUUGAUCAAAACUCGAUCAAACCCGCAGAAAGCUCCAGUUCCAGCGAUACUUCGGACUCUGAAGCAGCCUUUCGAGGAGACUUCAUCGACGCAAGUCAGCCUGUUCAGGACGAGAUUGCCAUGCAGGAAGCUCUCAAGAGCAUAGUGGAAUGGCUUGUCGAUGACUAUUACAGGUCAUAUGCGCCACAGAGACGGGCUCUUGAAGCAAAGCGUAAGCAUGUUGAUCGAAGCUCCAGCAGUUCAACCAAGAAAACUCGAGCAACACUUGGGCGCAAAGGUGCCAGGUCGACAGGCCGCAGAGGUCAGGCUAUUGAUGGAGACGAGGGAAGUGAUGAUGAAGAGUCUAGCGGUAAUGGGCAAAACCUGUCCGUUACCGACACAUCUUCCGAGAAUAGCCUCCUCUGGGCUUGUCCUUUCAUGAAGUGGAAUCCCAGAAAGUACAGAGGGAGUUGUGUCAAGAAACUCAGGGAUAUAUAUCGCCUAAAAAAGCAUCUUCAAGAGAAGCACUUCUCCCAUCAUUGCUAUAUAUGUUUCAAAGAGUUUCGGCCAGAGGAUUUGACCCAGCACGAGAAAGUAUGCGAAAAUCUAUUCGGCCGUCCGACAGGCCCACCGCCAGUCGGACUCAUCACAAGGGGCAUGGCAACUAUGAUCAAUGAGAGAUCUAGCACCAAAUUGACCUCAAGAGAGCAAUGGGAGAGGCUUUUCAAGAUUAUCUUCCCCAACGAACCGAUUCCUUCGAGCCCCUAUCUCGAUGAUGAGAGGAAACUGGCUGACUGCUACGAGUACUUCCGUCAGUCAUAUGUGCAGUGUCAGGUUGACAGAAUGACACAAGAGUCUGGACUUUGUCAUCUACGUGAAACAAUGUCGCCGCGUGCGUUUGAAAAACUAGCAGCAGAGUUGUGGGGUAGACCCCAGAUCGAACAUGAGAUCAGCCCUCAUGUAGCUUCCGAAGAAGAAAUAGUCGAUCAAACACCGCUCAUUUCGACUAUGGAAGACUACAUACCUGAAGAAUCACAAACACCUCCUUCAAGGGGCUUUGAGUAUGAUGAGGACGGACUCAACGCAAUUCAGCCUAGUGUGACGAUAGAAGUCGACAACACUGCGACUCCGGUCCCAGAACUAUUUGGCGACCAGUCAGAAACUGGAGUUGGGGAUGAUCUUGACCGUCUUCAGUUCAUUGACACCUACGGAUUUUCCUGCUCAGACGUCGCCGGAAACAUGAACUUUGAAGAAAUUGAGAGUGACCCCUUUUCGAGGCCUGGGGCAGGGGAUAUUCUUUGGUACGACGGACAAGAAACUUUUGAGGCGGAUCUUGGUCAAAUGAGUGAUGACUAG
Fusarium subglutinans is the source of this 1932-nucleotide messenger RNA. RefSeq lists its product as uncharacterized. The record is from RefSeq and is a predicted model, not a curated record. The transcript is spliced from 3 exons. Lineage: Eukaryota; Fungi; Ascomycota; Sordariomycetes; Hypocreales; Nectriaceae. The coding region runs from base 1 to 1932 and encodes 643 amino acids.